AAAGAGAUUAAAGGGAUUAACUGAACCUCUUUAAGACAGCGGAAAGGCUUAAUCAUGAGUCUAUUACAAAGGCUAUUAGUGUUUGGAGUGGCGGCAAUGGCGGUGGGAUUGGUGGCAAGGGUAGCUUCACAUGAUUAUGGUGACGCAUUAACGAAGAGUAUCUUGUUCUUUGAAGGCCAGAGGUCCGGAAAGUUACCCCCUACUCAAAGGAUGACCUGGAGGAAGGAUUCUGCCCUUCGCGAUGGCUUUGAGAUUGGUGUUGAUUUGGUGGGAGGUUACUAUGAUGCUGGUGAUAACGUUAAAUUCAAUUUUCCAAUGGCUUUCUCCAUAACUAUGCUAGCUUGGAGUGUACUAGAGUUUGGUCAAUCCAUGGGCUCAGAUCUGCAACAUGCAUUGGAGGCAAUUCAGUGGGGAACCGAUUACUUCCUUAAAGCCACAAGCAUCCCUGGCUUUAUCUUUGCUCAAGUUGGCGAUCCUAAUGGUGAUCACAACUGCUGGGAGAGGCCUGAAGACAUGGACACCCCUAGAACCCCAUAUGCAGUCAGUAAACAGUUUCCAGGGUCAGAAGUUUCGGCUGAGAUAGCUGCUGCGCUUGCAGCCUCUUCGAUGGUGUUUAGACCUAUUAAUCGUGAAUAUUCCGCAAGGCUCCUCAAAAGAGCAAGAAUGGUUUUCGAAUUUGCAGAUACGUACAGGGGAUCCUACAAUGAUAGCCUUGGACCAUGGGUGUGCCCAUUUUACUGCGAUUACAGUGGAUAUGAGGAUGAAUUACUUUGGGGAGCAACAUGGUUAUUCAGGGCAACUAGGGCUCCCUAUUAUUCGAAUUAUGUUUUGGACAACAUUAACAGCUUGGAGAAAAGUAGUAGCUAUGCGGAAUUUGGAUGGGAUACCAAGCACGCUGGGAUCAACAUACUUGUUUCCAAGUUGAUUAAGAGUCAAACUCCUUCUGUUAUCAAUGCCGACAUGUUUGUAUGCUCUCUGCUGCCUAAUUCACCAACUGCAUCAGUCUCCUACACACCAGGUGGACUCAUUAUUAAACCCGGAGGAAGCAAUAUGCAGCGUGUAACUGCUUUGUCCUUCCUUCUUCUUGUGCACAGUCGCCCUCUAAGUAAAGCCAAUCGAGUGAUCUAUUGUGGCGAUGAUAUUGUUGCCACGCCUGCCAGUCUUGUUCAAGUUGCAAGAAGCCAGGUGGAUUACAUAUUAGGAAGCAAUCCAUUGAACAUGUCCUACAUGGUGGGAUAUGGCAAGAAGUUCCCGGAAAUGAUACAUCAUCGGGGCUCGUCUUUGCCUUCGAUUAGUCAACAUCCUCAACACAUUGACUGUGGAGGCGGAGGAACCUAUUUUUCUAGCAACAAUUCUAACCCCAAUUUGCUAACAGGAGCUGUUGUUGGAGGACCUAAUGUUAAGGAUUCUUAUGAUGAUUCCAGAGUCGAUUUUGAACACUCGGAGCCAACCACAUACAUCAAUGCACCUCUCGUUGGCCUCCUGGCUUACUUCAAAUCACACUAGCAUUCUGCUCUUAUUGAAUUUCUAGCUACUGGUUUUGAUUUAUAAAAAUAUGUAAAUUUAUUAGAUCUAAAAGUGGAAAUGUGUAAUAAGUAGUUGUCAAUCCCAAUUUAUAUAUAUGGAAUGAA
Theobroma umbraticum is the source of this 1631-nucleotide messenger RNA. Its product is annotated as endoglucanase 8-like. Gene Ontology annotation, molecular function: hydrolase activity, hydrolyzing O-glycosyl compounds. Gene Ontology annotation, biological process: carbohydrate metabolic process. The record is from RefSeq and is a predicted model, not a curated record. Lineage: Eukaryota; Viridiplantae; Streptophyta; Magnoliopsida; Malvales; Malvaceae.